Euleptes europaea (tarantolino) is the source of this 9267-nucleotide messenger RNA. RefSeq names its product huntingtin (gene HTT). Lineage: Eukaryota; Metazoa; Chordata; Lepidosauria; Squamata; Sphaerodactylidae. The record is from RefSeq and is a predicted model, not a curated record. The transcript is spliced from 67 exons. Gene Ontology annotation, cellular component: cytoplasm; nucleus. The coding region runs from base 1 to 9267 and encodes 3088 amino acids.
AUGUCCACCAUGGAGAAGCUGAUGAAGGCCUUCGAGUCCCUCCGCUCCUUCCAGCAGCAGCAGAGUCCCGCCGCCGCGGCCGCCCCCCCUGAGGAGCCGCCCCAGAGACCAAGGAAAGACCUUUCUACCACCAAGAAAGAUCGAGUGAAUCAUUGCCUAACAAUUUGCGAAAAUAUUGUUGCUCAGUCUCUAAGGAAUUCUCCAGAGUUUCAGAAAUUGCUGGGCAUUGCAAUGGAACUUUUUUUGCUUUGUAGCGAUGAUGCAGAAUCAGAUGUAAGGAUGGUUGCUGAUGAAUGUCUCAAUAAAGUUAUAAAGGCUUUGAUGGAUUCUAACCUUCCAAGGUUACAGUUAGAACUCUACAAAGAGAUUAAAAAGAAUGGUGCUUCUCGAAGUCUGCGUGCUGCCCUGUGGAGGUUUGCUGAACUUGCACAUCUUGUUCGCCCUCUGAAAUGCCGGCCAUACUUAGUGAACCUGUUACCCUGCCUAACACGAGUGUGCAAGCGGCCUGAAGAGUCGGUACAAGAGACGCUGGCAGCAGCAAUACCAAAAAUCAUGUCAGCUUUUGGAAACUUUGCAAAUGACAAUGAAAUUAAGGCUUUCUUGAAGACUUUUGUAGCUAACCUGAAGAGUAGUUCUCCCACUAUCCGUCGAACAGCAGCUGCGUCGGCUGUGAGCAUCUGCCAGCAUUCACGAAGAACACAGUAUUUCUACACUUGGCUACUGAAUGUCCUGCUCGGUUUAUUGUUUCCCAUAGAAGAUGAAUAUCCCACUGUUUUAAUUCUUGGAGUGUUACUCACUUUAAGGUAUCUAAUACCUUUACUGCAGCAGCAGGUGAAAGAUACAAGUCUGAAAGGUAGCUUUGGUAUGAUACGAAAAGAGACUGAGAUUUCUCCUUCCUUGAGUCAACUUAUACAGGUUUAUGAAUUGACCCUACAUUAUACUCAGCACCGGGAUCACAAUGUGGUGACUGGAGCUUUAGAAUUACUACAACAACUUCUCAGAACGCCUCCUCCCGAUCUCCUGCUGGCGUUGACUACAGCUGGGGGUAUUACCCAAGUUGGUGUAUCCAAGGAUGAGACUUCCGGCAGAAACCGCAGUGAUAGCAUAGCGGAACUUAUAGCUGGAGGGGGGUCUUCAUGCAGCCCUGUUUUCCCCAGAAAAUCAAAAGCCAAAGUUGUUUUAGGGGAAGAUGACUGUUUGGAAGAUGAAGCUGAAACAAGAUCUGAGGUCAGCAGCACCGAUUUUGCAGCUUCUAUGAAAAGUGAGCUGGCUGGCGAGUUGGAUUCUUCAUCAGGUGUUUCCACAGCAGGAUCUGUCAUGAGUUCGGUGGCGGAUUCCUCCGGGCGAGACAUCAUAACUGAGCAGCCGCGCUCUCAGCACACCUUGCAGCCAGAGUCGGACUUGGCCGGCGCGGCUGUCAAGGGAGAUGCUGAGGAUGACCUUCUGAGUGGCAGCUCCAGCCAGGUCAGCGCUGUCCCCUCAGACCCUGCAGCGGACGUGGAUGGCGGCACUCAGGCCUCCUCUCCCCUCAGUGACAGUUCCCAGACAACAACGGAAGGCCCCGAUUCAGCUGCCACACCUGACAGUUCUGACAUGAUUCUAGAGAGUGCUGAAAACCAGUAUUCUGGGAUGCAGAUUGGACAGCUGCAAGAUGAAGAGGAUGAAGCCUCAAAUGUCCUCCAGGAUGAGACUGUUGAUCCUUUCAGAAAUUCUUGUCUUGCCCUUCAGCAGUCUCAUUUGUUAAAGAGCAUGGGUCAUAGUAGGCAGCCAUCAGACAGCAGCAUGGACAGGUUUUCCUCAAAAGAAGAAACGGAGCCUGGUGAACACGAAAAUAAGCUCUCCAGAAUAAAAGGCGAUAUAGGUCAUUAUACUGAUGGAAAUGCUGCCCCGCUGGUCCACUGCGUGCGCCUCCUGGCAGCCUCUUUUCUGCUUACGGGAGAGAAAGGUGUGCGAGUGCCUGACAAAGAUGUCAGGGUCAGCGUCAAAGCCCUGGCGGUGAGCUGCGUGGGAGCAGCUGUUGGUCUCCACCCUGAGGCCUUCUUCAGCAAGCUGUAUAAGAUGCCUCUUGAAGCUAGGGAAGAAGAAUAUGAGCAGUAUGUGUCUGAUAUUGUGAAUUAUAUUGAUCAUGGAGACCCCCAGAUCAGAGGAGCAACCGCCAUUUUAUGUGGAACGAUUGUUUGUUCCAUUCUCACGAAAUCUCGCUUUGAUGUGGAGAACUGGCUAACAAGCACCACAGCUUCAACAGGAAACAGUUUCUCCCUAGUAGACUGUAUACCCUUACUACAAAGAACUCUGAAGGAUGCAUCUUCCGUUACAUGCAAGUUGGCUUGCACAGCUGUGAGGCAUUGCAUUAUGAGUUUGUGCAGUAGUAGCUAUAGUGCUUUAGGUUUACAAUUAAUAGUCGAACUCCUUACGUUGAAGAAUAGUUCCUAUUGGCUGGUAAGGACUGAGCUGCUGGAAACUCUGGCUGAAAUUGAUUUUCGGUUAGUCAGUUUUCUGGAAGAAAGAGCUGGCAGGUUGCACCGAGGGGCUCAUCAUUAUACAGGGCUGUUAAAACUUCAGGAUCGCGUUCUCAAUAAUGUGGUCAUUUCUCUUCUUGGAGAUGAAGACCCCAGAGUGCGGCAUGUUGCUGCGGCUUCUUUAAUAAGGCUUGUCCCCCAACUCUUCUAUUGUUGUGACCAAGGUCAAGCAGACCCUGUGGUGGCUGUGGCGAGGGACCAAAGCAGUGUCUAUUUGAAGCUGCUGAUGCAUGAAACGCCACCUGCUUCUCACUUUGCAGUGAGCACCAUCACCAGAACGUACAGAGGUUAUAACAUGCUACAAAGCCCAACAGAUGUUACAAUGGAGAACAAUCUUUCCAGGGUUAUUUCAGCAGUUUCCCAUGCCUUGACAACCUCAUCCACAAGAUCUCUAACAUUUGGCUGCUGUGAAGCUUUGUGUCUUCUGUCCACAUCAUUUCCAGUUUGCACCUGGAACGUAGGAUGGCACUGCGGCUUUUCAAUGACGGGUUCUACAGAGGAAUAUCAGAAGAGCUGCACUGUUGGAAUGGCUGGUUUGGUUCUUUCCCUUCUUUCAUCCGCAUGGUUCCCACUAGAUCUCUCUGCCCAUCAAGAUGCUUUAAUACUGGUGGGAAACCUGCUUGCAGCUAGUGCUUCAAAAUCUCUGAAGAACCCCUGGACCACCGAGGAGGAAAGUAACCCUGGGGCCGCUAAGCAGGAGGAGCCUUGGCCAGCUCUAGCCGACAGGACUCUGGUGGUUUUGGUGGAACAGAUUUUUUCUCACUUGCUGAAGAUCAUUAAUAUUUGUGCUCAUGUAAUGGAUGACGUUGCACCUGGCCCAGCAGUAAAGGCAACGUUACCAUCUCUAACAAAUCCACCCUCUCUGAGUCCAAUUCGACGCAAAGGAAAAGAGAAGGAAGUUGCCGAACAGGCAUCUGUCGCAAUGAGCCCUAAAAAAAGCACUGAAAACAGCCCAGCUCCAAGGCAAAUGGAUGCUUCAGGCCCAACUCCAACAAGCAAAUCGUCACUGCUGGGAAACUUCUAUCACCUCCCUUCCUAUCUGAAGCUAUAUGAUGUUUUGAAAGCGACCCGUGCCAACUAUAAGGUUACGCUGGAUCUCCAGAACAGCACGGAGAAGUUUGGUGGCUUUCUGCGAUCUGCCCUGGAUGUCCUCUCUCAAAUUUUAGAGCUCGCAACUCUUCAAGACAUUGGAAAAUACGUUGAAGAAAUUUUGGGUUAUCUGAAAUCCUGUUUCAACAGAGAACCAAUGAUGGCAACUGUGUGUGUGCAGCAGCUGCUGAAGACGUUGUUUGGCACAAAUUUGGCCUCCCAGUAUGACUGCUUGUCUUUGAACCCCAGAGGAUCUCAAGGCAAAGCUCAGCGCUUGGGCUCUUCCAAUCUGAGACCUGGCCUUUAUCAUUAUUGCUUCAUGGCACCUUACACGCAUUUUACUCAAGCCCUGGCUGAUGCUAGUUUAAGGAACAUGGUGCAGGCUGAACAGGAACAUGAUGCUUCUGGCUGGUUUGAUGUAUUGCAAAAGGUUUCUGCACAACUGAAAACCGGCAUAACCAGUGCGGCGAAGCAUCGUGCUGACAAGAAUAUUAUUCAUAAUCACAUUCGUCUGUUUGAGCCCCUUGUUAUCAAAGCUCUGAAGCAGUACACCACAACGACUUCUGUGCAGCUGCAGAGGCAAGUGCUGGAUCUCCUGGCACAGCUGGUUCAAUUACGGGUUAACUACUGCCUCUUAGAUUCUGAUCAGGUAUUCAUUGGAUUUGUGCUAAGGCAGUUUGAAUACAUAGAAGUGGGACUGUUCAGGGGAUCGGAAGCCAUUAUUCCUAAUAUAUUUUUCUUCCUGGUCCUAUUGUCUUACGAGCGCUACCACUCCAAACAGAUAAUUGGAAUUCCUAAAAUUAUCCAACUCUGUGAUGGGAUAAUGGCGAGUGGAAGGAAAGCUGUCACUCAUGCAAUUCCAGCUCUGCAGCCCAUCGUUCACGAUCUCUUUAUACUAAGAGGAACAAACAAAGCUGAUGCUGGUAAAGAACUGGAAACGCAAAAGGAGGUGGUUGUUUCGAUGCUGUUGAGGCUUAUACAGUACCAUCAGGUUCUUGAGAUGUUCAUCCUCAUACUCCAACAGUGUCACAAGGAGAAUGAAGACAAGUGGAAAAGAUUGUCUCGACAGAUAGCAGACAUAAUUCUCCCAAAGUUAGCAAAACAACAGAUGCAUAUAGAUUCGCAUGAAGCUCUGGGGGUUCUGAACACUUUAUUUGAAAUACUAGCACCAUCCGCCCUCCGUCCAGUGGAUAUGCUUUUGAGGAGCAUGUUUGUCACUCCCAGUACAAUGGUCUCCGUGAGCACCAUCCAGUUAUGGAUAUCUGGCAUUCUGGCUAUUCUUCGGGUUUUGAUUUCACAGUCCACAGAAGACAUCGUUCUCUCUCGUAUUCAGGAGCUGUCUUUUUCACCCUAUUUGAUCUCAUGUGUAACAAUUAACAGACUAAGAAAUAGUGAAAACAUAACUCCAACUGAAGAACAGAUUGUGGAAGAGCAACGUAAAUAUCUUCCUGAGGAGAUGUUUUCCAGGUUCUUGUUACAGCUGGUGGGUAUCCUGUUAGAAGAUAUUACCACCAAGCAUUUGAAUGUGGAUAUGAAUGAACAGCAGCAUACCUUCUAUUGCCAAGAGUUGGGCACACUGCUUAUGUGUUUAAUUCAUACCUUCAAAUCAGGAAUGUUCAGAAGAAUCACUGCAGCAGCCACCAAACUUUUUACAGGAGAUGGAUCAUCUGAUGACUUCUAUACCCUUGAAAGCUUAAACGAUCUUGUGCAGUCCAUGAUCCCCACACAUCCUUCUUUAGUACUCCUGUGGUGUCAAAUCUUGCUGCUUGUUAAUUACACCAAUUGCAGCUGGUGGUCAGAAGUUCAUCAGACUCCAAAGAGGCACAGCCUUUCCAGUACUAAGUUGCUCAGCCCUCAGAUAUCUGAGGGCAAUGAAGAACCAGAUUCUGAAUCAAAACUUGGUAUGUGUAAUCGAGAGAUUGUUCGAAGAGGGGCACUCAUUCUUUUUUGUGAUUAUGUGUGCCAAAAUCUACAUGAUUCUGAACAUUUGACUUGGUUGAUAGUGAAUCACGUCCAAGAUCUUAUCAACCUCUCUCAUGAGCCUCCCGUGCAAGACUUCAUUAGUGCCAUUCACAGGAAUGCAGCUGCCAGUGGCCUUUUCAUCCAGGCUAUUCAGUCACGGUGUGAGAACUUCACAGCUCCAACCACAGUGAAGAAAACCUUGCAGUGCUUAGAAGGGAUUCAUCUCAGCCAGUCUGGUGCUGUGUUAAUGUUGUACAUGGACAGGCUUUUGUGCACCCCGUUCCGUGUGGUGGCUCGCAUGGUGGACACUCUUGCUUGCCGACGAGUAGAAAUGCUUUUAGCUGCAACGCAGCAGAACAGCAUUGCUCAGUUACCACUUGAAGAACUGGAUAGGAUUCAGGAAUACCUUCAAAACAGCGGGCUAGCCCAAAGACACCAAAGACUCUACUCGCUGUUGGAUAGGUUUCGCCUUACAGUAGCCUCAGGCACAGUGAGCCCAUCACCCUGUAUAACUUCACAUCCAUUGGACGGGGAGAACCAGCCAGCUCUGGAAACAAUAACUCCAGACAAAGACUGGUAUGUUUCACUAGUGAGUUCACAGUGCUACACAAGAUCAGACUCCUCUCUGCUAGAAGGUGCAGAACUGGUGAAUCGGCUUCCUCAACCGGAUCUCAAUUCUUUCAUGACCCAUAAGGACUUUAAUGUAAGCCUUCUAGCUCCAUGUUUAAGCCUCGGCAUGCAAGAACUCUCCAGGGAUCAGAAGAACCUUUUUGAAACAGCCCGUAGGGUGACUCUUGCUCAUGUGUCUGCUGCAGUACAAAAACUUCCCAUCAGCCAUCAAGUCUUUCAGCCAUUACAGCCAACUGAAACAUCUGUAUACUGGAACAAGCUGAGUGAUACCUUUGGUGACACAGUGCUUUAUCAAUCUACAAUGGUCCUAUCUCGUGCUUUAAGUCAGUAUCUGGUGUUGCUUCCUAAACUGCCAGCCUCUCUCCGCAUUCCACAUGACAAAGAGAGUGACAUUCUGAAAUUUGUUGUGAUGUCUGUUGAGAUACUUUCAUGGCACUUGAUACAUGAACAUAUUCCACUGAGUAUUGAUAUCCAGGCGGUGUUGGAUUGCUGCUGCCUGAUGUUACAACAAUCCAACUUGUGGAACCUGCUGGCUUCAGCCCUGUACACGACCCACGUGUGCUCCCUCAUCAACUGUGUACGCUUUAUUAUAGAAGCAGUGGCAGUUGAGCCUGGAAAUCAGCUUCUUAGUCCAGAAAGGAAGAGCCUUGUGAAAGCCGCUAGUGAAGAUGAAGUGGAUUCUCAAGCACCAAAAUUUGAAUAUAUUACAGCAACUUGUGAAACAGUAGCUGAACUGGUGGAGUGUUUGCAGUCUGUCUUGGCUUUGGGACACAGGAGAAACUGCCAAAUCCCAGCAUUUUUAACACUGGUUCUUAAAAACAUCAUCAUCAGCUUGUCCAGGCUGCCUUUAGUAAACAGCUAUGCAAGAAUUCCUCCUUUGGUCUGGAAACUGGGUUGGUCUCCAAAGCCUAUAGGUGAUUUUGGCACAACUUUCCCAGAAAUCCCCGUGGAAUUUCUUCAAGAGAGAGAAAUAUUCAAGGAGUUCAUCUAUCGAAUUAAUACACUGGGAUGGACAAAUCGCAUGCAGUUUGAAGAAACGUGGGCUACUCUUCUUGGUGUGCUUGUAACACAGCCAGUAGUGAUGGAUCAAGAGGAAAACCAGCAAGAGGAAGACACAGAGAGGACCCAAAUAAAUGUCCUUGCUGUCCAAGCCAUAACGUCCUUGGUGUUGAGUGCCCUGACCAUACCAGUGGCAGGCAAUCCGGCAGUUAGCAGCGUGGAACAGCAGCCUCGGAACAAAGCAUUAAAAGCUUUGGAUACAAGGUUUGGAAGGAAAUUAAAUGUUAUCCGGGGAAUUGUGGAGCAAGAAAUCCAAGAAAUGGCAUCUAAGAGAGACAACAUUGUUACCCACCAUUUGUACCAAGCAUGGGAUCCUGUUCCAUCUCUGUCUCCGUCCAGUACAGGUACUCUUAUCAACCAUGAGAAAUUUCUACUGCAAAUCAAUACAGAGCGUGAAAUAGGAAACAUGGGUUAUAAACUAGGACAGGUCUCUAUCCACUCCGUGUGGCUAGGAAAUAACAUUACUCCAUUGCGGGAAGAAGAGUGGGAUGAAGAUGAAGAUGAUGAGAGCGAGAUACCUGCUUCUUCUUCGCCUCCGUCCUCUCCCAUCAAUUCCAGGAAGCACCGGGCGGGUGUGGACAUACAUUCUUGUUCCCAGUUCUUGCUGGAGCUGUACAGUCAGUGGAUCCUGCCCUCAAGCCCCAGCAAGAGGACUCCAGUUAUCCUGAUCAGUGAAGUUGUUCGAUCUCUUUUGGCAGUAUCUGACUUAUUUACAGAACGGAAUCAGUUUGAGAUGAUGUACACAACAUUGACAGAGCUGCGGAAGACGCAUCCCACAGAAGAUGAGAUUCUGCUUCAAUAUUUGGUCCCAGCGACGUGUAAAGCAGCUGCUGUUCUUGGAAUGGAUAAAGCUGUAGCCGAGCCCGUGAGCCGCUUGCUGGAAUCCACAAUGCGUAGCACUCACAUGCCGAGCCGGAUCGGAGCCCUGCAUGGCAUUCUUUACAUCCUGGAGUGUGACCUCCUUGAUGAAACAGCCAAACAGCUCAUUCCAAUUAUCACAGACUAUCUGCUUUCCAAUCUGAAAGGCAUAGCCCACUGUGUGAAUGUCCACAACCAGCAACAUGUCUUAGUAAUGUGUGCCGUGGCAUUCUAUUUAAUAGAAAAUUACCCACUUGACGUCGGGCCUGAAUUCUCUUCUGGAAUUAUUCAGAUGUGUGGGGUGAUGCUGUCUGGAAGUGAAGAAUCUACACCCUCCAUUAUUUAUCACUGUAUCCUGAGGGGCUUGGAGCGGCUCCUCCUUUCAGAGCAGCUCUCUCGGCCGGAUAGCGAGUCCCUGGUGAAACUGAGUGUCGACCGCGUGAAUGUGCAGAGCCCUCACAGAGCCAUGGCUGCGCUGGGGUUAAUGCUGACUUGCAUGUACACAGGAAAAGAGAAAAUCAGCCCAGGGCGAGUUACGGAUCACAGUCAAGCUGCCCCAGAUAGUGAGUCGGUGAUUGUGGCUAUGGAGCGUGUCUCUGUUCUUUUUGACAGGGUCAGAAAAGGAUUUCCCUUUGAAGCCAGGGUAGUAGCUCGGAUACUCCCUCAGUUUCUUGAUGACUUUUUUCCUCCACAAGAUGUAAUGAAUAAAGUUAUUGGAGAAUUUUUAUCUAACCAGCAGCCAUACCCACAAUUUAUGGCAACUGUGGUGUAUAAGGUAUUUCAGACCCUGCAUACUACUGGCCAGUCAUCCAUGGUCCGUGACUGGGUGAUGCUGUCGCUCUCCAAUUUCACCCAGAGAACACCUGUUGCCAUGGCGAUGUGGAGCCUGUCCUGUUUUUUUGUCAGUGCUUCCACCAGCCAGUGGAUUUCUGCUAUUCUUCCACACAUUAUCAGCAGAAUGGGAAAAUCAGAGCAAGUGGACAUCAACCUCUUCUGCUUGGUGGCCAUAGACUUUUACAGGCAUCAGAUAGACGAAGAACUAGACCGCAGAGCCUUCCAGUCUGUAUUCGAGGUGGUAGCAACGCCGGGGACCCCGUAUCACCGCCUGCUCACCUGUUUGCAAAAUGUUCACAAGGUCGCGGCGUGCUGA